UCAGUCAGGCAUGUCAGGUGGAGAUUGUUUUAUUUACUUUUCUUCUUUGAUGGUUACAAACACAUUGUACCUUUUCAGCUAAUUUUCAUAAUUCAAAACUAAGUUGCCUGUACAAUUCAAUACGACAAUAUUAACUAAGCCUAACUGGAUUAUUUAGCAAGCUAUUUAAAAUGGACGUCGACGUACAAGAAGGUACAUCAAAUUCAUCUGUUUUGCCACUUCCUCCUCAAGGAUGGAGUAAAGAAGACAAAUAUUGUUUUUUGCAAGCUCUUAAAUGCAGCAAUUCCAGUUCAGCUGACGAAAUCAUAACUUUUUUUCCUUCAAAAUCACCAGAAGAAAUAGAAGAAAUGAUUAAUUACUACAAGAAGAGAGUUGCAAUGCAAACCCAAGCGAAUAUCAAAAUUCCCACUGCAAAGAAAACAUUAAAAAAGAUUCCACGUGCCCCCAUAGCCAAGUGGGCUAAACUUCUCACAGAUUCAUUAUCUUGUAAGGAGUUGGAGACAGAAACUUCAACUGCUCUUCGUUUAAUUGCAGAGUUUGAGAGUAUACCUACAUCAUCAAGUACUGGCACAGUCGAUUUUAAAGGUGUUUAUCAUACUAUUGCUAAUGCAAUGGAAGGGAAAAUAUUGACAGAGGAUAAAACAAUAAUUGCAAUAUUAGAAAAAUGUAUACUUGAAACUGCAUUUUCAGGAAAAGCAUUUAUUAGGAGAAGUGCAUUGCGAAAUGUUAUAAACGCUGUUAACUUGUCUGACAAAGAAAUUCAUGUAUUUCCUAGACCUACAGAAAAUCAUGAGUUAGCAGCUCUUAGACAUUUGAGUUCACAGCGUAAAUAUAAUCCAUUAAAAGUUCCUGAUACUUUUCUAAAGCCUUCCUUCCAACACGACAGAAAUGUAUUUAUAAUUGAAGAAAAUGAGGAAGAGCGGCAAUUUUUUUUGAAAAUGUUAAAUAAAGCAACAAAGAACUCAAAAUCUGAGAAUUAAAAAAGUUGUUGAACUUCUUGUUGUCAUUUUACUGAAUACUGAAUGGUGAAAUAAUUACUAAUGUUAUGUUUAAGAUCUUAUCUUUAAAAUAAAGCAUGCUGUGACAUGACAGGUAUUUAUAAGUAUUGCAUUUGAGAAUAUGAAUAAAUGUUGCAGUAAUCUAUUUAAUACUUUUUAUUUAUCUAAGUAUGUAGGUACCCCAAUAAUAUUAAUUUCACAAAACUUAUGAACCUGUACUAUUAUUGUGCACUGCCCUUUGCUGUCUUUCUUGCUGGUAUGAGAGAUAGCUAGCAACCAAUAGACUUGAUGAGAUUUUUAUUAUAUUUAAGUUAGAAUAAAAGGCUACUUUACAAUAAAUAUAGGUAAGUACACAUUUAUUGCUUACAUUUUAAAGUCGAAUCCUAUCACCUAUUCAUGAUAAGACCUAAAGUUUAAUUUUAACAACAACAUUUUUUUACAUUAUUUUCACUGAUUACUUAUUAUUUGUCUUAAGCUGACUGUAACUACUAGGUUACUCUUAGACCUUAUGGGUCAUAAAACAGGUCAUGAAGUUAAGAACAUUAUAAAUCUAAAUCUUUUUAGGGGAAAGUGAAGUUAUUUAUGUUUUGUUGUGUAAUGGUAGUAGAGAUAAAUGUGCAAACUUCACAAAGCCACAAUUAAAAAUUAAAUAAAGGUUUGGGAGUACAUAUAGUGAAAAUUAAUAAUCACCUAUUGUCGUAAGUUAAAGUAAUUUUAUUAUUUGACUAUUUACAAAGCAUUAACCAUUUAACCAUUCAAUGAAGCGACUGAAGAGUUUGACUGCGAUACUGACGACUCGGUCCCAGAAGCUUGGUUCGUCUUGCGCAUCCUCGCUUUGUGCUGUGGGGUAGUCGUCUGUGUCAAAUGUUUCAACCUGCCUCUUUUCCCUCAUUAACUCAUUCACA
Molecule: messenger RNA, 1903 nt
Organism: Ostrinia furnacalis (Asian corn borer)
Lineage: Eukaryota; Metazoa; Arthropoda; Insecta; Lepidoptera; Crambidae
Exons: 1
Coding region: 171-980 (269 amino acids)
Biological process (GO): snRNA transcription
Molecular function (GO): RNA polymerase II general transcription initiation factor activity
Source: RefSeq, a predicted model, not a curated record